AUGCCAAAGAACGCCGAUCAGGAGGAGUGGGAGGAUUACGGCGACGAAGAGGUGCAGGAUGAAGAGGAGGAGGAUACCACCAUCAACAACUCCGACGUGGUGGUGCGCUACAAGAAGGCCGCCACGUGGUGCAAUGAAACGCUGCGCGUGCUUAUCGAUGCAACGAAACCUGGCGCCAAGGUGUGCGACCUGUGCCGCCUCGGUGAUGACACCAUCACCGCCAAGGUCAAGACGAUGUUCAAAGGUACGGAAAAAGGCAUAGCCUUCCCAACCUGCAUCUCGGUCAACAACUGCGUAUGCCACAACAGCCCUGGUGUGUCGGACGAGGCGACGCAGCAAGAGAUCGCGAUGGGUGACGUCGUGCACUACGACCUGGGCAUCCACGUGGACGGCUACUGCGCCGUCGUCGCGCACACCAUUCAGGUGACAGAGGACGACGAGCUCGGCAAGGACGAGAAGGCGGCGCGCGUCAUUACAGCGGCGUACAACAUCCUGAACACGGCGCUGCGCCAGAUGCGUCCCGGUGCGACCAUCUACCAGGUGACAGACGUAGUUGAGAAGGCUGCAGAGCACUAUAAGGUGACUCCGGUUGACGGCGUCCUCUCGCACAUGAUGAAGCGCUACAUCAUAGACGGAUACCGUUGUAUCCCGCAGCGCAGGGUCGCGGAGCACAUGGUGCACGACUACGAUCUCGAGAAGGCGCAGGUGUGGACGCUAGACAUUGUUAUGACUUCCGGCAAGGGCAAGCUCAAGGAGCGCGAUGCGCGGCCGUGCGUGUUCAAGGUGACACUGGACUCCAACUACUCUGUGAAGAUGGAGAGCGCGAAGGAGGUUCAGAAGGAAAUCGACUCUAAGUAUGCCACCUUCCCGUUUGCCAUCCGAAACCUGGAGGCCAAGAAGGCGCGCCUCGGUCUCAACGAGAUGGCGAAGCACGGUGCCGUCAUCCCGUACCCUAUUCUCUUCGAAAAGGAAGGCGAGGUCGUUGCCCAUUUCAAGAUUACUGUGCUCAUCGGCAACAAGAAGAUUGAACCGAUCACCGGCCUGAAGCCGCAGAAGGCCCCGGCGCUCGAGCCGUACACGGACGAGAUGCUGCUUGCGACGAACAAGCUCUCGUUGUCGCUAGAGAAAAAGGCGGCUAAGUAG
Leishmania mexicana MHOM/GT/2001/U1103 is the source of this 1143-nucleotide messenger RNA. RefSeq names its product metallo-peptidase, Clan MG, Family M24. The record is from RefSeq and is a predicted model, not a curated record. Lineage: Eukaryota; Euglenozoa; Kinetoplastea; Trypanosomatida; Trypanosomatidae. Bases 1 to 1143 code for a protein of 380 amino acids. The transcript has a single exon.